Messenger RNA from Aspergillus ruber CBS 135680, 1032 nucleotides. RefSeq names its product signal peptidase complex catalytic subunit SEC11 (gene sec11). The transcript is spliced from 2 exons. The record is from RefSeq and is a predicted model, not a curated record. NCBI's taxonomy places the organism in Eukaryota, Fungi, Ascomycota, Eurotiomycetes, Eurotiales, Aspergillaceae. Gene Ontology annotation, cellular component: signal peptidase complex; membrane. Gene Ontology annotation, molecular function: serine-type endopeptidase activity. The coding region runs from base 237 to 782 and encodes 181 amino acids.
CUCUCCAACUCGUCCCAGCUCGACACCUGACAGAGACAUCUCUACAUCCACACGGCUCGACAGAAUUUAACGGGUAUUGCGCAAGCGCCCUGUUGCAUUGGACUUGAUCGCAUCUCCUCACAUCCAGAAUCUACCAACCUCCUAAUCUCCCCGUCGAUAGAAAAUCAACCGUCCUCCACCUCAACGAGAUCGCAUAGCCCAUCAUGUUGUCCUUCCUAUCAUCGAGUAUGUCCAAUAUGCGCCAAUCGCUGGCACAGGUUCUCAACUUCGCGCUGGUCCUCUCUACGGCUUUUAUGAUGUGGAAGGGACUGUCGGUAGCUACGGCCUCCUCGUCGCCCAUUGUUGUUGUCCUGUCUGGGUCUAUGGAGCCAGCUUUCCAGAGAGGCGAUUUGCUCUUCUUGUGGAACCGGGCUCCACGCGCUGAAUUGGGAGAAGUUGUGGUUUACAAUGUCAGGGGCAAGGAUAUUCCAAUCGUGCACCGUGUUGUGAGGACAUUCCCUGAGGUCGAGGGGAAGGCGAAGCAGGUUAAGGAGAUUGAGGAUGCCUCGACCGUGUCGAACAAUAUGCUCUUGACCAAGGGAGACAACAACGUUGCCGAUGACACUGAGCUCUACGCGCGCGGUCAGGAAUAUUUAAAUCGAGAGGAAGAUAUUGUGGGUAGCGUGCGCGGGUAUAUCCCGAUGGUUGGAUAUGUGACUAUCAUGCUCAGUGAGCAUCCUUGGCUCAAGACGGUGUUGCUGGGAAUUAUGGGAUUAACGGUGAUGCUGCAACGGGAGCAAUAGACACUCAUGCUGGGGAUAAAAAGCUAUCGAUGAUAUGAAUUGCAUGUUUCUGUUAUUUUGGGUUCUAUUGCGCUGGCAUGAUUGUUGCAGUCGCGUAUACGAAAAGUUUGAUAUAUUUAGAUGUAAGCGGAGUAUCAUUGGUGUGAACCAGUGUUAGCUGGAUGAAACAGGAACAUAGAAACCCAGAAAGCUUUUUAUGGCUGAGAGCCAUUUAUAGACCAGUCAACACCUUGGAGACGUCACUUCCCCC